AUGUGUACAUGGUCUAAGGAUGUCAGUCUUUCUCUAUUCCUGGGUCUAUGGCCUAAGUCAUAAUGACGGAAACAAUUGACGUUGAAUAUAUACAAAAACAGUUUUUAUGUUGUACGCCAGUAACUGAAUUUAAUUUUGCGAUAUCCGGGCACAGUGAGGAAUGUCAAUUGACCCUGGACAUUCAAAAAGCUAUUCUAGAUAAUACUGUAAAUGAUGAUCUAGUUAGGAAAUAUCCAAUAAAGCGGUCAUAUCAAAAGGCAUUUUUAAAACUACUAAUUAACAAGUUAGAAAGAAGUUGCGAGGAAUUACACGACGAUAUAUAUGACCUGUAUUGCACGUUGCUUUCCUAUACGGAAUCAGAAUCACAAACGCAUUAUCAACAUUACAUGAUUCCACGGAAAGGAUCUGUUGUACGCAUUUUAUUAUGUGAAAGUACAAAUAUUAUUUCUAUGGGGACUACUGGAUUGUGCAGUUGGCAAGGUGCUUCACGUCUAGCAGAGUGGUGUAUUACAAAUGAUAAAAAACUUGAAGGAAAGACAAUACUGGAACUUGGGUCAGGUGUUGGAUUAACUGGACUUGUUGUGAUUAAUAGCUGUUUACCAAAACAUUACAUAUUUUCGGACUGUCAUCCAGCAGUCCUUGACAUGCUGUGUCGAAAUGUACGGAGGAAUCUUGGACAAUCAACGGGUCAAUGUUUAGAAAAAGACACAUAUAAUGAAUUUUCCAAACUGAAUUUGGAUUACAAUGGAAAUCAAGUCGAAGUAGUAGACUUACCUUGGGAAAAUAUUGAAAAAAAUGAAAGCGAAUAUCAUAUAACACCUGAUGUAAUACUCGCUGCAGAUGUUGUAUACGAUUACGACAUCAUUCCUGCUUUGAUUCAAGCAUUAACAUUUUUUCUAAGUAGAUCAAAUUGUUAUGCCGUCAUUGCUAUAACCAAUCGCAAUGAAGAUACAAUAUCUCGUUUUUUGGAUCAAUUAGAGCGACAGAACCUUGCAUUCGAGGAAGACAAGAAAGAAUAUCUACGUGUAUUUGUGCGACCAGAUGUUACACCAAUUAAAAUUUUCAAAAUUAUCAGUAAAAUAGUUUAUUCAAAAAAAUAAGGACCCUGGAUCCUUAGAUUUAAUAGUAGACGUGUACGAGGAGUUUCUAUACAUUACAGAUACAAUAUAAUUAAUAAUUGAUAAGAAUAACGAUAGAGGAACAUUUUAAUGGGUAUAUAACAAAAAAAGGUAAUGGAAAACAAUAAGAAUAACAUUUGGUAGCAGUUUGUUGCAGAUGAACAAUCUCCAUGUACGCAAAUUGACGUAUGUAAAAGAAAUCAAUAUUUAACUCUACAUACAGCAUAAGUACUUUAAAUACACCUAAUGAAAAUCAUGAAAUGUCUUUCUACCGAAUCAGUA
This is a messenger RNA of Orussus abietinus, 1400 nucleotides long. RefSeq names its product protein-lysine N-methyltransferase EEF2KMT. Bases 63 to 1100 code for a protein of 345 amino acids. The record is from RefSeq and is a predicted model, not a curated record. The transcript is spliced from 5 exons. NCBI's taxonomy places the organism in Eukaryota, Metazoa, Arthropoda, Insecta, Hymenoptera, Orussidae.